AUGGAGAGCACUAGCUUGGUGCAAGCGCUCACUCCGCUCCUGGUUGCUCUCGUACACCAGCAGGUAGUUGCUGAGGACCAGAACAUCUCCUCCGAGACUACCAGCACAAGGGUUGCGGAGUAUCUCUACACUCACAAGGUGAAAAUCCUCGCUCAGUUCAUGAACUACGCACAUGAGGUGCUCCAAGCAGAGAGGUUGAAGACACUGCUUUGGGCAGUACAGUCAUUGACCGGAUAUGAUGAAUGGCGUGAAAUCAAGGCGGCCCGGCGCCAAAAGUUGCGGAGCAUCAGCCUACGAUACUUAAGCCUGAUGAGGUUCACCGAGCUUCCCACCACCCAAGGAACGUGGUACUACAGCGUGAUCCUCAUCGAACUAGAGAGCUUCUAUCGUGAGACGCACAUUAUCCGGUAUACCUCAAGCAUGCUUCCGCCGCAUCUUGACGCUCAGUAUCAACAAGAGGUUGGGCAGGUGCGUGAUGAGUUCUUUGCAGAGGAUGCGGAAAUGAACAUAGCGAUCGCACAGUGGACCACAAUUUCGGCAGGACUCACAGUAUGA
This is a messenger RNA of Symbiodinium natans, 555 nucleotides long. NCBI's taxonomy places the organism in Eukaryota, Dinophyceae, Suessiales, Symbiodiniaceae. The record is from the annotation of a GenBank genome assembly.